This is a messenger RNA of Parnassius mnemosyne (clouded apollo), 525 nucleotides long. The record is from the annotation of a GenBank genome assembly. NCBI's taxonomy places the organism in Eukaryota, Metazoa, Arthropoda, Insecta, Lepidoptera, Papilionidae.
AUGGAUCGUGCGCGGCGACGAGCGCGCGCUCCUACUUGCGCGAGGCACAUUCACACUAACCGCGCCUGUGGAGCGCGAUCCUGCCGCGCGCGAUCGUUGCGUGUUGGAUCGUCCGGUGUGGACCUGCCUAUUCAAAAAUUUGAGCUAUCUAUACAAAAGUUAAAACUUUUUUUUUAUUUACAGAUAAACCUGCGGCUGAUCCUGGUGUCUGGCAAAACGAAAGAGUUCAUCUUCAGCCCCGUGGACUCGGCCGGCGACAUCGCGGUACACGUUUAUGACAACUGGCCUGAAGCGGACUGGGCGUCGGAGUGCGUGUCGCGCGCAGAGAUCCUGCGGCUGAUCUACCAGGGCCGCUUCCUGCACAGCUCGGUGACGCUGGGCGCGCUGGGCCUACCGCUCGGCCGCACCACCGUCAUGCACCUGGUGCCGCGCGAGCACCUGCCCGAGCCCAAUUCUCACGAUCAACGGCAAAAGAGCAAAGGCGGAUCAAGCAGUUGUUGUUCAGCUUCGUGCUGCAUAUUGUAA